Messenger RNA from Myripristis murdjan (pinecone soldierfish), 3636 nucleotides. Its product is annotated as glutamine-rich protein 1-like. The record is from RefSeq and is a predicted model, not a curated record. The transcript is spliced from 12 exons. NCBI's taxonomy places the organism in Eukaryota, Metazoa, Chordata, Actinopteri, Holocentriformes, Holocentridae. The coding region runs from base 266 to 2521 and encodes 751 amino acids.
CUUAUUGGUCUGAGGCUACUGUUGUAAGAUGGCGCCCAGCGAAAUAUGAGUGGUGAAGAAAAGGGGAAAAUACGGCAAGCCAUCUAACGAAAAUCACAAGAAAUAAAGAGCAAGCGAGGCGCAGAGAGACGACGGUGGUGACUUUGCGUCCCUGCCCGCUGGAAGAGGAUUGCCCUUACGCCGGUAGAGAAGCGCUUGUGGGCGGCUGAAGCCUCGGCCCGGUUGAGGAAGAGAUUCCCCUGUAGAGAGAGUGCUACCAGCAGUAAUGAAUAACACUUUGGAUGGCACAGGCUCCUAUGAGGAGCUGGUGAGGCAGAAAGCUCGCAGCAUCCCUCAGCAUCGCAUGAAGGAGUUCUUGGAGUCUUUGGCCAGCAAGGGACCAGAUGCCCUGCAGGAGUUCAGCCAGCAAGGUGGAGAUGCUACGACCACCACCACCACCAUGGUCUACCAACAAGAGACUAACUGCAUCUAUACCGACAGCACAGAGGUUGCAGGGUCACUGUUGGAACUGGCCUGCCCGGUUCAGGUGCAGGUUCAGCAGCAGCCCCAACAGAUACAGGAGUCGACAGCUCAGCAGCAGCCUGUACAACAGAAUUCUGAGCAACAGAUUGUGCAGGUGCAGAUCCAGGGUCAGCAGCAAGGUCAGAUGCUGGGUCAGGUACUGCAGGUGCCCUCUGGCUCCCAUCAACAACUACAGGGUGUCACUACUGCUCAGCUGAUUCAACCUGGGGAUCUUACGGAGGAGCAGCACCAGCAGCUGCAAGCUCAGCUGGUGGCAGCUGUGGCAGGAGGACAGCAGAUCCAAAUCCAGACGGUGGGGGCACUUUCUCCCACCCAGCAGCAGGACAGUUCUGAGAGGAGGGUGCUGGGAACUACUGUUGCCACUUCCCAGGGAGCAGGGGUCCUCCAGCCAGCCAAGAAGCGUAAGGUGGACAUGCCCAUCACAGUGUCCUAUGCCCUGCCUGGUCAGCAAGUAGCCACGGUCCUAGCCAUCCCACAGGGACAGGGUCAACAGCAGAGCUAUGUGUCCCUGCGACCAGACCUCCUUACUGUGGACAGCUCCCACCUUUACAGUGCCACAGGCACUAUCACCAGUCCCACAGGGGAGACCUGGACCAUCCCUGUCUACUCUGCUCCUGCCGGCUCAGCAGGUCGUGAACAGGUCACACAUAUUACCAUUCCCCCGGAGGCCUAUGGAACAGUGCAGGUUGCAGGAGCAAACACUACAACGAUGACCACAAUGCCAACACAAGUUGCUGUUGAAAAUGAUAAGCUGAAAAUGUCUGCCAGUCAAAGUCAGACAGCGCAGGCCGUCUCCAGCAUAACGAGUUCUGGAGGGAUGGGGGGCCAGGAAGAGGUGGUACACACACUGGCUGCUAACACGUUGUUCCCUGCCCAGCUGAUGAACGGGAAUAUCCACAUCCCCGUGGCGGUGCAGGGUUACCCCAACGCUACACAGUCCCUUAUCUGGGACCCACAGCAGCAGGUGCUGCACACACAGGGGCUGCCAGGCCAGGACGCUCAGCAGCUACAGGGUCAGACAGUGGCAGUAGCAGAGGUGGAUGGCCAAGGCCAACAGCAGGUACAGGUACAGGAACUGUUGUUGCCUACGUCUCUGAAGCCAGAGGAGGGGCUGGAGGUGUGGAGGCUUUGGGCUCAAAGAAAAAAUGCAGAGCUUGACAAAGAAGAGAAGAAUAAACUAGCUCCAAUUGGCCGUCGCCAGGCAUUGCGUUUCCAGGAGGACUUGGUGUCGUGUGCAGUAGCGGAGCUCAGCAUGGCUCUCUCUCUGAUGACCCAGGAGGCCCGGGGGCUGGAAGGGGAGACUUAUGAGGCUGAUGUUCUCUACUAUGUCUUUCUCUGCAUACAAAAGUACCUGUUUGAUAAUGGUCGCGUGGAUGAUGUCUUCUCAGAUCCGUACUACACUCGCUUCUCUCAGAGUCUGCAUCAGAUUCUUGAGCCAUGGAGACCGUCUGUCCAUCCACUAGGUUAUGUCAUUCCCAGUCACGUGACAGAGGAGAUGCUGUGGGAAUGUAAACAGCUGGGAGCCCAUUCCCCUGCGACACUGCUCACAACGCUCAUGUUCUUCAACACUAAGUAUUUCCACCUGAAGACAGUGGACCAGCAUCUGAAAGUGGCCUUUUCAAAGGUGCUGAGACACACCAGGAAGAGUCCCAACAACCCCAAAGACAAGAGCACCAGCAUUCGAUACCUGAAGUCUACAGAAAGAUUUAUCGGGCAGAAAGUGACAGACGACAUGUACUCGGAGCAACUGGAGGACCCAGAGAACCCUCUGCGCUGUCCCAUCAAGCUCUAUGAUUUCUACCUCUUCAAAUGUCCACAGAGCGCUAAAGGCCGCAAUGAUACCUUCUAUCUGACUCCUGAGCCUGUGGUGGCUCCGAACAGCCCCAUUUGGUACUCUACUCAGCCAAUCCCGAAAGAACAGCUGGAGCACAUGCUUGCCCGCAUCCUUGUUGUCCGGGAAAUCCAGGAAGCCAUUAACAUGUCGGUGAACUUGCACUAGUUGGGCUGAGGGAGAACAAUAAAUGGACUAGGCUCAUCUUUCCCUCCUCUUUGUUCACUCAGUCUUUGAUUGCUUAAUAUCAAUAGUUUUCUAUUCUUUCACAUCCUUUUGUCCUCUUUAAGGGUGGCAUGUAUAUGUUUGUAUUCAUCGUGUCUGCAUAUCUUGAACUCACUGAUUGUACAUACACAUACAGCAGAUAAUAGAUUUUGCCUCACAGAGGCAUUAUCUGUCAAUCGCACCACACAUUUUUGUUUCCCUUCUGUUUCUCUUUUUUUGCCAAAGGAUGUAGUGUCUAAUCUUUUUUUAUUGGACCUGAACUCUAAUUUAAAUGUUCUUUUAGCUGUUGGUUCUCUUACCAAUAGUCUGGAAUAAUUGUACAUUUUCUUUGCUAUUUUUGUUUUAAUCUGUAAUAUAUUUCAUACAUACUUUCACUGGGGUUGGCCUGCUCUAUGCUGCUUUUCAUACAUAAUAGAUAUAUACAGUAUAUCCCUAUUUCUUGCUGUACUUUCCCUCAUCUCUGCCUUCCUCAUUGUUACAUCUCAGUGAAUACCUCAGUGGUAUUGAGACUGCGUCAAGUAGCCGAACAGGGGCUCCUGAAAUAUUCACUUUGAAGUUGUGAAUUUUCCUUCUUUCUUCGUUUCUCUCUUGUCAGUGAUGAGCUGCGUUGACAUGCGAACACAUUGAUCUCUGGAGAUGACUUGCUUAUUAGUGAAUGGUGCUUGGGCUGUAGUGCCCCCAGACUAGCUCAGAUCAGCAGUGUUGAAUGACUUUCAGGACCUUAAUUCUGUUAUGGACUCUGUUGCCAUAGUGUGGUCUCGUGCAGCCGCCACACAGGACACCUGGCAGAGGGAGCGUGAAGUAGGCCGACUACUGCUGGAUUCUCCUCCCUCUUCAGUACAUCACCAACCCCAGGACUCGCCCGUAGAGGGAUCCAUUGUAUCAUAAAUGUUUAUUUACAUGACAAAUGAAAGACUCUUUAAAAGUGGGUUAGCCCUUAUUGUUCUAUAAUGUAUAAUACUCAUAGCUCCUUCAUGUACUGUAAUGGGUUUCAGUCAUCUAAGGAGAAUGGCAGUGCCUGUGUGUUUUUGAAACAUGACCUUUUUGUACAGCCACUA